Perognathus longimembris pacificus (Pacific pocket mouse) is the source of this 1206-nucleotide messenger RNA. It is a transcript of the gene Rsad2, whose product is annotated as radical S-adenosyl methionine domain containing 2. The transcript has 6 exons. Bases 34 to 1140 code for a protein of 368 amino acids. Gene Ontology annotation, cellular component: endoplasmic reticulum membrane; endoplasmic reticulum; lipid droplet. Gene Ontology annotation, biological process: defense response to virus; positive regulation of immune response. Lineage: Eukaryota; Metazoa; Chordata; Mammalia; Rodentia; Heteromyidae. The record is from RefSeq and is a predicted model, not a curated record. Gene Ontology annotation, molecular function: 4 iron, 4 sulfur cluster binding; catalytic activity.
GGCCGGGGUGGGCCUGGGCAUGGCAGAGGCAGCAUGGGGGGGCUACUGCCCGCCGCCCUGGCUGAGCGGCUCCUGAGCCUGUGCCGGCAGCCGCUGGGCUCCCUCUGGGCCAGCCUCACCGGCCUGCUCUGCUGGAUGCGGGCAGCCUUCCUGGGGCUGGGUGCUGAGGAGGCUCGCCCCCGAGGGAGGGGAGACCCCUGGGGGGGGACCCAGGAGGAGGAGGAGGAGGAGGAGGAGGAGGAGGGAGAAGGGGCUCUGCCUUUGAUCCCCACCAGUGUCAACUACCACUUCACCCGCCAGUGCAACUACCAAUGUGGAUUCUGCUUCCACACCGCUAAGACGUCCUUUGUGCUGCCCCUGGAGGAGGCCAAGAGAGGGCUGCAGCUGCUGAGGGAGGCCGGCAUGGAGAAGAUCAACUUCUCGGGAGGGGAGCCCUUCAUCCAUGACCGAGGCCGCUACCUGGGCGAGCUGGUGAGGUUCUGCAAGGCGGAGCUGGGCCUGCCCAGCGUGAGCAUCGUGAGCAACGGCAGCCUGGUCCGGGAGCGGUGGUUCAAGGACUACGGUGACUAUCUGGACAUCCUGGCCAUCUCCUGUGACAGUUUCGAGGAGCAAGUCAACGUCCUUAUUGGCCGUGGUCAGGGGAAGAAGAACCAUGUGGAAAAUCUUCAAAAGCUGAGGAUGUGGUGCAAAGAUUACAGAGUGGCUUUCAAGAUCAACUCUGUCAUUAAUCGAUUUAAUGUGGAAGAAGACAUGAAUGAACAAAUAAGAGCCCUGAACCCUGUCCGCUGGAAGGUCUUCCAGUGCCUCUUAAUUGAGGGCGAAAACUCUGGACAGGAUGCGCUGAGAGAGGCGGAAAGGUUUGUCAUCAGCGAUGAAGAGUUUGAGGAAUUCUUGGAGCGCCACAAAGACGUGCCCUGCUUGGUGCCUGAGUCUAACCAGAAGAUGAAGGACUCCUACCUCAUUUUGGAUGAAUAUAUGCGUUUUCUGAACUGCAGACAUGGACGCAAGGACCCUUCCAAGUCCAUCCUGGAUGUGGGGGUGGAAGAAGCGAUCCAGUUCAGCGGCUUCGAUGAGAAGAUGUUUCUCAAGCGAGGAGGGAAGUACGUGUGGAGCAAGGCAGACUUGAAGUUGGACUGGUGACGUGGGGAGGGGACGGGACGCCAGCCUCUGGCGGAGAGAGGCCAAGGGCGGCUCCGUCUUCCUGGC